AUGGGGUAUGGGGGUGAUCAGGACGCUGGUAUGGGGAUAUGGGGGUGAUCAGGGUGCUGGUAUGGGGUAUGGUGAUGAUCAGGACGCUGGUAUGGGGUAUGGUGGUGAUCAGGACACUGGUAUGGGGUAUGGUGGUGAUCAGGACGCUGGUAUGGGGAUAUGGUGGUGAUCAGGACGCUGGUAUGGGGUAUGGUGGUGAUCAGGACGCUGGUAUGGGGUAUGGUGGUGAUCAGGACGCUGGUAUGGGGUAUGGUGGUGAUCAGGACGCUGGUAUGGGGUAUGGUGGUGAUCAGGACGCUGGUAUG
This is a messenger RNA of Staurois parvus, 305 nucleotides long. The record is from the annotation of a GenBank genome assembly. NCBI's taxonomy places the organism in Eukaryota, Metazoa, Chordata, Amphibia, Anura, Ranidae.